CUGCCGUGUAGAGCACACCGCCAGCAACGCAGACGUGACCGCACGGUGCCCUCCACGUCUACAUCACCACGGGUACGCGAUGGCUGAUGGUACCAUCGUUCGGCAGAAGAAGGAUGGUGGUGGUGGUGCCGCCCAGUCGCUGAUUCGCAAGCUCACAACGGAGAAAGCCGUCAAAGCCCAUCGCCAGCAAACACAGCAGACGUCUGCCACGGAGCACGACAUCACGAACGUUAAGCUCACCUCGAGGGGUAUCAAGACCAUAGAGAGCCUUGAACUACCUUCCCUGAGGCGACUAGACCUGUCCAAGAACAGCUUGAACCGGCUCAAGGGUCUGCAAGGAUGCCCGCAGGUCACGUAUCUCACCGCAGCUGGCAACGAGCUGACAGGCGACGGCCUGGACGGAGUGCGGCCGCUCAAGGACCUGAAGGUGUUCAACGCCUCGGGAAAUCGCGUGCGGCGCAUUCCCCCCGCGGUGUUCGCCCAGUUUCGACAGUUGCAGGCGCUGGUGCUAAGCGACAACGAGAUCUCCGAGGUCCCGCCGACGUGGCUGAAGAAGGGACUCCUUUCCCUAAACACGCUUGUGCUUAGCCACAACAAGCUCAAGUCCCUGUCGGGGACCGGGCUCGGCCGCCUGACGGCGCUCACGAAGCUCUCCAUCUCCUACAACACUCUCGUCGAGCUGCCCGACCUCUCGGCAUGCAGCGGGCUUGAAGAGCUCCGAGCGGCGCACAACAUCGUCACUCAGGUCCCCGCGUCCCUGAGCAAGAACGCCGCCUUGCGCACGCUCGAUCUCGGCCACAACAACAUCGACGACUGGGUCGGGCUGGAGCGCCUGGGGGAGUCCCUCAAGUCUCUCAUGCAGCUCUCGCUGUCCGGAAACCCGAUCUGCGGCGCAGCCGCCGCUGCCGAAAAGAGGGGAACAGGGGAAGAAGAUGGAGAGGAAGAUUAUGUGGCAAAGGUCCGGUCUCUGUUUCCGGGCCUCAAGGUGAGAGACGGCAAACGGAUCCUGAUGAAGAAGUCCCACACCUAUUACGAGCAGCGCGGGGGCGAGCAAGGCACCGGCGCCGGCGCCGGCGCCGGCGGAGGUAGGAAAGACUCGGCGAUGCGCGGAGCAACGCCGGGGUCCGGUGGGAAGAGAGCCCCAGGCAGCGGGAAAAUGGCACGGGCCGUCAAGGGUGAUGGGGUCGAUGGAGGAGGGAGUGUCAAGUCCGGCGAUCGUGAAGGAGGUCAGCUCAUCUCCGGUGAACCGAAGGGAGAAAGCUCGAGGCCCAAGGAGAUGCGCGUUGGCCAGCAGGGGGAGGGUUCAGGAGAGCCAUCUGCGAACAUGGACGAGGAAGGUGCGGGAACGAGCAAGGAAGAACGGACACGAAAGAGGAAGGCCGCUCGAAAGGCUGCAGUGGAGGAAGCACAGACAGAGGCGGCGGCUGCGAUCACGAAUAAGCAGGGCAGAAAAACUAAAAAACGUCCAAGACGGGAAGAGGAGGAAGAGGGGAAAGAGCGUUUGGGUUCUUCGCCCGUCGAAGAGGCCUCGGCCGCGGCUCCUUCCAAGAGUGCCGACAAUCUUACCAAGAAGCAGCGGCGUCGCCGGCGUGAGGAAGGCACAACAGCAGUUGAGACGAUCGCGGCAGCAGGUGCCGCCACCACGGUAGUGAGCAAGAAAAAAAAGAAGACGGCAACGUCCGGCGGCGGGGGUGGUCGCGCCCAACAGCAGGAAGACCCCUACUCUUCCUCCGAAGAACUCCCGAUUCCUGGGAGAGGGGACGGCGGCGAUAGCCUGGCGGUGGAAGCCCCGACCGCGAAACGGACAGCAGAUGCCGCGGUCCCAGUCCGAGAAUCAGGGGUGGUGAGCGUGGUGAUCAACACGAAGCGGAAGGGUGCGAAGACGAAGGCGCGGCAAGACAGCGGCGCUGCUGGCAGGCCGGGAGGUGGAGGGGGGGGGGGGGAUUUCAGCAUUGGCGCAAUGCUUGAGGCUCGCGCGUGGGACUAA
Molecule: messenger RNA, 1987 nt
Organism: Ectocarpus sp. CCAP 1310/34
Lineage: Eukaryota; Phaeophyceae; Ectocarpales; Ectocarpaceae
Source: the annotation of a GenBank genome assembly